This is a messenger RNA of Chrysoperla carnea, 4549 nucleotides long. It is a transcript of the gene Ser, whose product is annotated as protein jagged-1b. Gene Ontology annotation, molecular function: calcium ion binding; Notch binding. The record is from RefSeq and is a predicted model, not a curated record. Gene Ontology annotation, biological process: cell communication; multicellular organism development; Notch signaling pathway. Lineage: Eukaryota; Metazoa; Arthropoda; Insecta; Neuroptera; Chrysopidae. The transcript is spliced from 16 exons. Bases 245 to 4258 code for a protein of 1337 amino acids. Gene Ontology annotation, cellular component: membrane.
AUCUAACAACUUCGACAACAAGAAACAACUUCGAAAACAACCAGUGAGAGUGUUUUUUUAGUGUAUAUGAAAACCGUUUUUUGUUUGUGGAUCUAAAAAAAAUUAAAAAUUUGCUUGACCUGCAACAAUUUAAAAUCAUUUGUGAAUGGCGUUAUUAUUGAUAUAUCGUUAUUUGUGAUUUUUUUUUUUUGGUUUUUGAUUUAAACCCUAAUGCAGGGCUUGUGUGAUUUUUGUUUUGUUUAUAAUGUGUCGUGUUGUGUGGCGAUUAUUGUGUAAAAGCAUGUCCCAUGGAUAUUUAUUACUUCUUUUCCUGUUUCUUCUUCAGUUCUUACAGUGCGUGAGAUGCCGUGGCUAUUUCGAACUACAAAUACUUGCAAUAACAAACUAUCGUGGUGAAUUAGCGUCUGGUGAAUGUUGCGGAGGUUUGCCACGACCGACAGGCGGUGGAGCAUGUACGCAACCAUGUCAUACAUUAUUUCGUGUAUGCUUAAAAGAGUAUCAGAGUAAUGUAUCACCAACGGGGCUAUGCUCAUUUGGUAAUAUUUCCAGUCCUGUUUUGGGCACAAACACAUUUACAUUGGCUGAUCCAGAACGUAGUAAAUUAAAAUUACCUUUUACAUUCCGAUGGACGAGAUCGUUCACUCUAAUUUUACAAGCAGUCGAUCAUAAUAAUUACACGCAACCAGCUGUAAAUAGUAUCAUUGAAGAAGCAAUUUAUUCAGGUAUAAUUGUACCAAGUGAGGAAUGGCAUCCACUCAGUCAUACGGGGAAGAAUGCUAUGAUUAAUUAUUUGGUGCGAGUACAAUGUGAUACACAUUAUUAUAAUACAACGUGUACAAAAUUUUGUCGUCCACGUGAUGAUAAAUUUGGUCAUUACAAGUGUAAUUCAAAGGGUGAUAAAGAAUGCAUAGAUGGAUGGACUGGAACAAAUUGUGAAAUUGCUGUAUGUAAACCAGGAUGCCACCCAACACAUGGAAAAUGUGAUUUACCUGGUGAAUGCGGAUGUCGUCAAGGAUGGCGUGGUGAAUUUUGUGAUCAAUGUACACCGUAUCCUGGCUGCAAACAUGGUUACUGCAAUGGUACAUCAUGGCAAUGUAUUUGCGACACAAAUUGGGGCGGCAUUCUUUGUGAUCAAGAUCUAAAUUAUUGUGGAACACAUGAACCGUGUCAAAAUGAUGGGACCUGUGCGAAUACAGCACCCGAUUCAUAUCUAUGUACAUGCCCUGAAGGAUUUUCAGGUGUUAAUUGUGAGAUAGUGGAUAAUCCUUGUGCCACCGCGCCAUGUCAACAUGGUGGCACGUGUCAUGAGACUGCGGCCACUGGCACUGCUGUUGGUGGACAAUUUACGUGCACCUGUCCACCAGGUUGGACUGGUAUCACCUGUCAAAUUGAUGUGGACGAAUGCGCAUCAGCACCAUGUCAAAAUGGCGGAACUUGUAUCGAUCAAGAAAAUGGGUUUCGUUGUGAAUGUCCACCAGCUUGGGAAGGAAGUGUUUGCCAAAUUGAUGCGGACGAAUGUGUAACAAAUCCAUGUAUAAAUGCAGUAUCGUGUACAAAUUUAGUUGGUGACUAUCGAUGUAAAUGCCAAAAUGGUUGGUCUGGAAAGAAUUGUGAUCACAAUAUUAACGAUUGUGUUGGACAAUGUCAACAUGGCGCUACAUGUAUUGAUUUAGUUAACGAUUAUCAUUGCGCUUGUCAAGCUGGUUAUACUGGACGUGAUUGCCAUACGGAUAUUAAUGAUUGUGAAAGUAAUCCUUGUAAAAAUGGUGGCGAAUGUGUUGAUCAAGUUGAUAGUUAUCGAUGUAUUUGUCCAGUGGGAUUUACCGGCCACCAAUGUGAGGACGAUCAUGAUCAUUGUUCACCAAAUCCUUGCGUAAAUGGUGCUCAUUGUUUCACCACACAAUCGGAUUAUUAUUGUCAUUGUCCUGAAAUGUGGCAAGGGAAAAAUUGUAGUAUACCAAGAACGCUAGACACAUCUUGCAAUGGCGGAGCCUGUGACAAUGGAGGAAUUGUUGAUAGCUGUACAGUUCCAACAGUUUCGGGAAAUGGGAAUGGAAAUAUAAUUACAACAACAAAUAUAUGUGGCGAACAUGGACAUUGUGUUAGUCAACCUGGAGGUGGAUUCCGUUGUUCUUGUGUUCCUGGUUAUACUGGAAAAUAUUGCCAUGAGAAUAUCAAUGAUUGCAAAGUUAAUCCUUGCCAAAAUGGUGGAACUUGUGUGGAUAAAAUUAAUUCGUUUCAAUGCAUGUGUAAAGAAGGAUGGGAGGGUGAAGUCUGCGAAAAAAAUACAAACGAGUGCAGUUCAAAUCCAUGCCAAAAUAAUGCAAGUUGUAUCGAUAGUAUCGCUGACUUUAUAUGUGAAUGUCGUGACGGUUGGAAAGGAAAAACAUGUGCUUUAAAAGAUGGCCACUGCGAUCGGAAUACAUGUCGAAAUGGUGGAACUUGCCAAGAUCUUGGUAACACGUAUACAUGUCAUUGUCCUCCAGAAUGGGAAGGCACGUCAUGCCAUAUUGCAAAAGUAUUGGCAUGCAAAUCGAAUCCCUGUUUAAAUGGUGGCACAUGCGUAAACACCGGUGAAUAUUAUUCGUGCAUCUGUAAAGAUGGUUUCGAAGGACAACACUGCGAGAAGGACAUCGAUGAUUGUAAUCCACCACCGUGCUAUAAUAAUGGAAAAUGUGUUGAUGGUGUUAAUUGGUUCUUGUGUGAAUGUGCCCCUGGUUUUACUGGUCCGGAUUGUCGUAUAAAUAUUAACGAGUGUUCGUCAAAUCCAUGUGGUUAUGGCAGCACUUGUGUGGAUGGUAUUGGUGAUUUUCAAUGUAUUUGUCCACCAGGACGUAGUGGUCCACGAUGUGAACAAGUUGAAAACGUACCAUACAUCCCUGGAUUUUGUAUUUGGAAUGGAAAUUAUUUAGUGAAUAAUGCAACAUGGUUUAAUGAUUGUAAUACUUGUAUCUGCGAAGAAGGCAAAGUGAAAUGUACUCGAGUAUGGUGUGGUCUUGGUAAUUGUUUAGGACAAUCAACACCGAAUGGACGUUCUGUUAUCUGUCAAUCAAAUCAGGUUUGUGUACCUUCUCCGCGGGAAUCCUGUUUGACAGCACCGUGUACACCGUGGGGUGAAUGCCGAAACUUAGAAAGUGGUCGACGUGUUGGUCCACCAUCUUUACCAGCUCCACAAUCCUGUUGGCCCAAUCAAGCUACACUAUCGAAUGCAUGUGCACGAUUAACCUUACUUUUGGAUCGAAAUAAAUUACCAAUAGGUGUUACAACUGAGAAAUUGUGUAUUUCAAUGAGAAAAUUAUUGGCUGCACAUCAAGCAUCACAGGGCUUACAAGAUGUACUUAUUUUAUUAUGUGACCUAAAAACUGGCUUUAACGACACUAUUGAAGUCACUUUGUCAUCUAAUACAAGAGAAGUAGAAAAUAAAGCAGUUUUAGAUGGAAUUAAAGUAUUAGCUGAAGCGAUAAGUAGAAAACAAACAAGUUUAGAAGCAUUAACUUCAAUCGUUGAAGUAAAAGUAGAGACUGCAUUUGCAGUAAGCGAAGAAAAGAGUGGCUCAACAAUAGCACUUGUUUGUAUAAUAUUAAUAAUAAUAUGCACAAUAAUAUGUGCAGCAGUAUUUUAUUGGCAUCAAGGACGACGUGGCAGAAGUUUAAGUGGUGUCAAUUUAUCAGGAUCAACAGGUGAUAGUUGUCAUCGGCAUCAUGACGAUGAGAAAUCAAACAACCUACAGAACGAAGAGAAUCUACGAAGGUAUGCAAACACCUUAAAAGAAGAAGGCAGUAGUAUAGGAGGCAGUAUGGGAAGUUUACGAGGUGUAGUUAACUCCCCAAGUGGUUCUUGCAGCAUGGGCAAGACAAGCAGUUCACAAGGCAGUUUAGAUUUACAACUAGCCAAAGUGAGUGUUGUUCGACCAAUGUCAGCAAUGUUGCCGGUUGAUUCCAGCACCGAAAUGCUGGAAAUGAUAUCAGAAACAGAUUGCCAAGGUCGAUCAAAUAAAGGUGUAUCAAUGGUAGUGGCUGGGCCCAGCAACGAUCUACAAUUUAAUCCAGCCCAUCGUAAAAGUCAAAUAUUAUUAUACAAAGCACAAAAUGCUGAUGUACGCAAAAAUACGGUCGCGUAUGAUGAUUCGUGUGCGCACAAAGAUUUCCCAAAACGUGCAAUUAACAUGAAUGUGUUACCACACGUUCAGCGGACUAAUGCCUUACCAAUUGACAGUGGGGGCAGUGACAAUUUGACGAUUCUUAUGGGAGUACCAUAGUGUUAUUAUAUAAUAUUUAGUGAUGACGUAACUUAUAAACAAGUGACACUUUAGAGUUUUUUUUUUUAUUAAUAUAUAACUAUUAAUGUGCUUUGUGAUUUUAUAAACAAUUAAAUUUGAUUGACGCAUGCGCGUGAACUGCCCGAGUGCCAGUUUAAAUAAACAAGUGACUACUACGAACAUUAACAUUUAAAAAUUGUGAACUGUUGAUAUGAUGAUCUCGUGAUAACUCGUUUUGACUCAGACCUUAAACUCUGUGCUUAAACAAACUUCAUUUUGUUUGUUGACGUG